Molecule: messenger RNA, 1823 nt
Organism: Manihot esculenta (cassava)
Lineage: Eukaryota; Viridiplantae; Streptophyta; Magnoliopsida; Malpighiales; Euphorbiaceae
Product: ethylene-responsive transcription factor-like protein At4g13040
Exons: 8
Coding region: 787-1494 (235 amino acids)
Biological process (GO): regulation of DNA-templated transcription
Molecular function (GO): DNA binding; DNA-binding transcription factor activity
Source: RefSeq, a predicted model, not a curated record
AUCUCUUCCUUGUGGCUGCCCUGUGGCCGCUCUCUGUUGCUGUUGCUUUGUUAUUUAGCUUUCUAAGAUUGUUCAUGGUUGGUUUAGUUGGUGUGUCAACUCUCAGCAGUUCAUGGGCAUUUUGCUUUUGUGGGCCUUGAAAAGAUGCAAGAGCUUCGUUUUCUCAUGUUGGGCUUUGUGGGUUUCUCGUUUUCUUUUGAAUUUUUUUUUUUCUUAUUUAGCGUCUGGGGUUUUAGUCCUUCUUCCUAUCUAAUCCUCCAUGAAAGGUGGUAGGUUGAUGGGGGUUGACUUCUUUUCUAAGAGGGAGAGAGAGAUGGAGAGAAUUGGAAUUCUCGCAACCAUUACCAAGUCUUUGGGCGUUUUUGUUGGUUUCCUUUCAACUCUAUGAUUCUAAUCCCCGUUUAGUGAUGUGGGUUUUGUUUAUUGCCGAUUUAUCAACACGAGAUUUUUUCUUUUUCCUUUUUCUUUUUCUUGGCGGUGCUGGGCUUUCUGCCACCCUGCCCCUUGUUUGUAAUCGAUUGUCUUCUGUUGUUAAAGGAUUCUUAAGCCAAAAGAAGUUGUUUUUGCUCUUUUCUUGUUCACAUUCUGUAAAUUGAAUGUGGGAAUGGAUUAUUUUAGCUGUAUCACUAGUUAGCAGCCUAUUUUCAGCGAUUCUUUUUUCUUUUUUCCUGUUCGUAUUUGUAGAUAAAGGUGGUAGCUCUUGAAUUGAACCAAUGGAGCAAGGUGAUAAAUGCUAAAGGCUGGUGUUUAAGCCAUUGUGGACUGAGACAAAGACUGUAAUCCUCAAUGGUUAGCUUACGAAGGCGUAAACUCUUGGGACUAUGUGCCGGGAGAAGUUCUUUCUUGAGUCCACUACCUCCAAUUUUUAACAAUGGAACUGCUCCUUUAAGCUCUACUCAGAAUAGCAGGUCUGUCAGUGUACAUCCCCUCCCAUCAGAUGAUGUCAAGCUGCCAGGGGAGAAAAUUGUUUCCAGAUUUGGAGCUGGUUCAUCAAAUCUGUCGGCUUCUAGCUCAUCGAAAGAGCAGCAAUCUCAACCAUAUCCAGGGCAACCAGUCAAACGCAGAAAGCGACACAGGAGAAAGCAUGUUCAAAACCAGGAACCAUGCGUAAUGAGAGGUGUCUAUUUCAAAAAUCUGAAGUGGCAGGCAGCAAUUAAAGUCGACAAGAAGCAAAUCCACUUGGGGACUGUUGGUUCACAAGAAGAGGCUGCCCGAUUGUAUGACAGGGCUGCCUUCAUGUGUGGGAGGGAACCAAACUUUGAGCUUUCUGAGGAGGAGAAGCAAGAACUUAGAAAAUACAAAUGGGAUGAAUUUUUGGCAAUUACUCGCAGUGCGAUUAACAAUAAAAAACACAAGAGACAUAACGGAGCAGGGUUGCAGAAGAGAUCUGAACCUGAAUCUGAAUUGCAGAAUGUUGGUGAAUGGGAUGACAAGCAAGGAGUAAACAGCUUCUCAGCUUCAGAAGAUGGGGAGCCAGAUUCAUCCACCUCCUGAGUAUUUUGGUUUGAGAAUGAGGCUGAAUAAUCCAGUUUCUAACAGUGGAGCUAUAGCUUGUCCUCCAUUUUUGAUGUACAGAGUCUCCUACUAGGUUCUUUUAUUAAGCAGAUGUUAGAGUUAUAAAUGAAUAAAGAGACAGAAAGCUCAGAUAUUAAAUAGGCUGCUACUGUCUGAAAUCCCCAUCAUCUGCAGACCUGUUAGAUGCAUAGAUAUACUUAGUUACUUGACCUUUUGUGCCUCCAUUGUGAGAUGCUGGAAACAGCAGAACAGAAUGUUGGAGAAACUUGGUUUCAAGAAGUGAGGGGCCACAAUUUUUCUGUUGUUUA